AUGAUGAUGAUGAUGGACAAUAUACAACCUGUAAAUAGAAUCACACCUCACAAGUUAUGCUUGUGUUCUUUGAUUGAAUAUUAUCUCUACUCUGAUACAAUCACAUUUCAUCAAAGGAGAUCUUUAUCACUUGUAUUAAUUAAACAUAUCAAAAGAUCAUCAAACUAUUCAGAUCCAACACUUAGAGAGUUUAUUGAAACUGAUUUAAAACAAAGGUUAUCUGAUCACUUUAUAAACAAUGAAUUCAUUGAAAAGAUAACAUUUAAAAGUAUUGAUGAUGUUCAUCAAUUUAUAACUGAUUUGAAUCAAUUAUUUGUAAAAGAAGAGGAAGAAGAGGAGGACAGUGAUGAUGAAGAACCAAAUAAUAACCAUCAAAAGUAUUUGGAACCAAAUAGUAUAUUGGGAUCAUUUGUACAAAAGAUCAUAUUGAAUUAUAAUCAAACCAUGUUUGAUGGUUUGGCUGAUGUAUAUCAUGAAACUAGAUCUUAUAUUCAAGAAUAUAAUCGAGAUGAAGAGGAUAUUGAUUACGACAAUAGAGAUAUAUCUCUAUCUUCUACUCAUGGUAUAUUAACAAAAUCAACCUUUUUAUCACCAUUUGAUGAAGAAAGAUUUAUUUGUGAAGAAAUCAUUAGAGUUAAUCAUUUAAUUGGAAAAGAGAAUCCAAUUAUAAUUAAACAAAGAAUUGAAGAAUUGAGAAGAUUAUUACCAGAUGCAAACAAAAGUAUUUAUCUUGGUUUUUUAAAUUGUCUCUAUCAUAUGGAAUUUGAUGGAGCAUUGGAGGAAUUACAUAGAUAUUUUGAUUAUUGUAAUAGUGGUAGUAGAGGAGUUGGUGGAGGUGAUAAUCUAAACACUCUACUUCCAUACGCAGUGCUUAAUCUCUCGAAACUUCAUUUUCAAUUUGGACAUUAUGAAGAGGCUUACAUGUCUCUUCAAGAAACGAUUAGAAUUGCACAAGAACGAAGUGAUCAUUCUUGCUUGGCAUUGGCACUCAAUCUUUUAAACAAACUUUUGGAACCAUCCGUCCUACAAACCAUCGACAAUAGUGAUCUACUUCAAUCACUUUUAGAUUCUCAAAGUCAACUUGAAGUUUUACAAAGUAGUACAAAAAAAUCUGAACAAUUAGAAAUGACCUCUCUUUCAUCUUUAAAUUACAUGUCACAAUCAAAAUUUAAUUUAAUUAAUAAUCAAAAUAAUCAACAACAAAAUAUUAAUAAUUAUAAUAAUAAUAAUAAUAAUCAAACUACUACUACUACUAUAUCAGAAUCAACAUUUUUUAAUAAUAUAUUUUAUCCAUUACAAAAAAGUCAUCAAAUGUCAAGAGAUGGUAGCAAGACAUUGAACCAAAUGAAAUCAACUGUUUGGGAGAUACUUGGAAACUAUGAUUUGGCACAAUACUAUGCAGAGUUGUCACUUUGUUUUGAUAAUACUGGUCAAUUGGCCAAUCUAGUGGUAUCAACGCGUUCUAAUAAUAAUAAUAAUAAUAACCAAACAAAUACAACUACUGAUACAAUGGAUGAUAUUCUUUCAUACACCAAGAUGGCAUUAUUGUCAUCAAAGAGAGGACAUUAUCAAGAGGCAGUACAAGCACUCAACAAUUGUAUUGCUAAAUUCCCCUUUCAUUCACAUAUUCAAAGCUCGCCACUUUCGUUUGUACUAGUGUCGGUCAUCUUUGACCACGCGAGAAUGUCUCGAAACUAUACUAUUUGCCAACGAUCAAUUGAAACGCUACUCAGUCUACUCAACAAAAGAGCGCCCCAAGACAACAAUGCCGGUGGAUGGGACGAGAUUCUACAAACCAGCGAAAGAAUAGCAGAAUACUAUAUCGACAUGGAUAUGCCCGACAGCGCCCACUCUUUUCUCGGUGCGAUUAUCAAAACAGCGACAUUGUAUGGACAAGACCAGUAUCUACCAUCACUCUACAUUUUAAAAGCAACCCUAUACUCUAACACUAAACAAUCUACAUUGACAAUGAAUCAUUGUAAUAGUAGUAGCGAUAGUAAUAGUGAUUGGUUGACAAGUGGCGCUAUAUCCAAUACUCUGAAUUCACUUUCGCUUACUGAACCAUCAUCGCACCAUCACCACGUCAACCCAACUCUUACAUGCAAAGCAAAUUUGCUUUUGGUCAACAUCUACAUACAAUCUACCGACUUUAGCAAGGCAAUCCAACUCUUGUCUGUCACCAUACCCUUGGUUCUCAAAGAUUUAAAUCUACUCACCCAAUCCUACCUUUUGUUUUCCAAAUCUUUGCUUUCAUUAUUUUUACAACAACAACAGCAAUCAAAAGGAAACAAUAACAAUAGUAGUAGCAACCAAAAAGAAAGAGAAAAGAUUCAAUAUUAUAUGGAUGUGACAGAAAAGAAUGCAAUCACACUUACAAAUCACAAGAUACUGGAACAGGUCUAUUACCUACAGAGUAUCUACUACAAUAGAAUUGGGGAUAUUGAAAAAAGGGAUCACUAUGCAAAACAAUUCAAAUCAUUGUCAUUGUUGCCACUAUCAUCAUCGUCAUCAUCAUCAUCAUCAACACUGACAUUACCAAUAUGCAACAACACAACAAUAUCAACUUCACAAAACAACGACGAAUAA
Cavenderia fasciculata is the source of this 2586-nucleotide messenger RNA. It is a transcript of the gene anapc5, whose product is annotated as anaphase promoting complex subunit 5. The coding region runs from base 1 to 2586 and encodes 861 amino acids. Gene Ontology annotation, biological process: positive regulation of mitotic metaphase/anaphase transition; protein K11-linked ubiquitination; anaphase-promoting complex-dependent catabolic process. The transcript is spliced from 4 exons. Gene Ontology annotation, cellular component: anaphase-promoting complex. The record is from RefSeq and is a predicted model, not a curated record. NCBI's taxonomy places the organism in Eukaryota, Evosea, Eumycetozoa, Acytosteliales, Cavenderiaceae. Gene Ontology annotation, molecular function: protein binding.